AGUAAGGGGAGGGUGGGACCCCAACCUAGAGCAGCGAGUGACUGUACCAGCAACAAUGAGAACAAUUUGAAGAUUGUCCUGAGGGAGGGGUCGUCCCUCCUGCGCGGUGAGUGGGGAGAGUUGUGCUCCUGUGUGCCUGCGCGCCGUUUGAAGAGGGGUCUCCGGGGAGACACCCUCAAGUCCUUGUGGCGCAGCUGAGAGGCCUCUGGAGCCAGCUUCACUCAUGAGUUAGGGACAAGAUUAAGCCUGUCUCUCUCUUAGGAAUACCAUGUUAAUUCUAGGGCAUUGAUGUUUUACAAUGCCUGAUCAAGACAAAAAGCUGAAGACCACAGAAAAGCCGCCUGAUAAAAAGCAGCAAGGAACCACCACCAGGGACUAUUCAGAUCUUAAAAGACUUCGGUGCCUUUUGAAUGUCCAAUCAAGCAAACAGCAGCUUCCAGCCAUUAACUUUGAGAGUGCCCAAAAUAGCAUGACGAAGUCUGAGACCGCCAUCAAGGCAUGCGGGCCCAGAGCUCGAGGUCAGUGGCAUGAGUCCACAGAAGCUGUCGAACUUGAAAAUUUUAGUAUAAACUACAAGAAUGAGAGGAAUUUCAGCAGACAUCCCCAGCAUAAAUUGUUUCAGGAGAUCUUUACAGCUUUGGUGAAAAACAGACUCAUAUGCAGGGAGUGGGUUAAUCGAGCCCCGUCUAUUCAUUUUCUGAGAGUGUUAAUUUGUCUGAGGCUACUAAUGAGGGAUCCAUGUUAUCAGGAGAUACUCCAUGAUUUGGGUGGGAUUGAAAACCUGGCCCAGUACAUGGAGAUUGUGGCCAUUGAGUACCUGGGCUACGGAGAAGAGCAGCACAGCGUGGACAAGCUGGUCAACAUGACAUAUAUUUUUCAAAAACUGGCUGCCGUCAAAGAGCAGAGAGAAUGGGUGACCAUGAGCGGAGCCCACAAGACACUAGUCAAUUUACUCAGUGCCCGGGAUACUAACGUCCUCUUGGGUGCCCUUCUGGCCCUGGCCAGCUUAGCAGAAAGUCCAGAAUGUAGGGAGAAGAUAAGUGAACUCAACAUUGUAGAAAAUCUGUUGAUGAUUUUACAUGAAUAUGACUUACUUUCCAAAAGACUGACUGCGGAGUUGCUGCGCCUCCUCUGUGCCGAGCCCCAGGUGAAGGAGCAGGUGAAGCUCUACGAGGGGAUUCCUGUCCUCCUCAGUCUGCUGCACUCGGACCACCUGAAGCUGCUCUGGAGCAUUGUCUGGAUUCUGGUCCAGGUCUGUGAGGACCCAGAGACCAGUUUGGAAAUUCGCAUCUGGGGAGGCAUCAAGCAGCUGCUUCAUAUUCUCCGAGGAGAUAGAAAUUUUGUUUCUGACCGUUCUUCCAUCGGAAGUCUGUCCAGUGCAAACGCAGCUGGCCGAAUUCAGCAGCUUCAGCUGUCAGAAGAUCUCAGUCCUCAUGAAAUACAGGAAAACACUGUCUCUCUUCAAGCAGCCUGCUGUGCCGCCCUCACAGAGCUGGUGCUCAAUGACACCAACGCCCACCAGGUGGUCCAGGAAAAUGGUGUAUAUACAAUUGCAAAAUUAAUUUUACCAAAUAAACAAAAGAAUGCAGCAAAAACCCAUCUACUCCAGUGUUAUGCUUUCAGAGCCCUGAGGUUUCUCUUUAGCAUGGAAAGAAACAGACCACUCUUUAAAAGACUUUUCCCCACAGACUUGUUUGAAAUCUUCAUCGACAUAGGACAUUAUGUUCGUGACAUUGGCGCCUAUGAAGAAUUGGUAUCAAAGUUGAAUUUGUUAGUGGAGGAUGAACUGAAACAAAUUGCUGAAAAUAUUGAAAGCAUUAAUCAGAACAAAGCUCCUUCGAAAUAUAUAGGCAACUAUGCCAUUUUGGAUCAUCUGGGAAGUGGAGCUUUCGGCUGUGUUUACAAGGUUAGAAAACGUACUGGUCAAAAUCUUUUGGCAAUGAAAGAAGUGAAUUUACAUAACCCAGCAUUUGGAAAGGAUAAAAAAGAUCGAGACAGCAGUGUGAAGAAUAUUGUUUCUGAAUUAACAAUAAUUAAAGAGCAGCUUUAUCAUCCUAACAUUGUACGUUAUUACAAAACAUUUCUGGAAAAUGACAGGCUGUAUAUAGUUAUGGAACUUAUCGAAGGAGCACCACUCGGAGAACACUUCAGUUCUUUGAAGGAAAAACAGCACCAUUUCACUGAAGAAAGACUGUGGAAAAUAUUUAUACAGUUGUGCUUGGCUCUUCGGUACUUACACAAGGAAAAGAGGAUUGUCCAUAGGGAUCUGACACCAAACAACAUUAUGCUGGGGGACAAGGACAAAGUGACCAUUACUGACUUUGGUUUGGCAAAGCAAAAACAAGAAAACAGUAAGCUCACGUCUGUUGUUGGAACAAUCUUGUAUUCUUGCCCAGAGGUACUGAAGAGUGAGCCAUAUGGGGAGAAGGCUGAUGUUUGGGCUGCAGGCUGCAUCCUCUAUCAGAUGGCAACUCUAAGGCCUCCCUUCUACAGCACCAACAUGCUCUCCUUGGCUACAAAAAUAGUGGAGGCAGUAUAUGAACCAGUACCAGAAGGUAUUUACUCUGAAAAAGUGGCAAGUACCAUCAGCAGGUGCCUCACUCCUGAUGCGGAAGCCCGUCCGGACAUUGUAGAAGUCAGUGCGAUGAUAUCAGAGGUCAUGAUGAAGUAUUUAGACAACUUGUCUACGUCCCAGCUAGCGUUGGAGAAGAAACUGGACCGGGAACGGAGGCGCACACAGAGAUAUUUUAUGGAAGCCAACAGGAAUGCUGUCACGUGUCACCAUGACCUGGCUCUGCUUUCUCACGAAACCUUUGAGAAGGUGAGCUUGAGUAGCAACAGCAGUGGAGCAGCCAGCCUGAAAAGCGAGCUUUCAGAAAGCGCAGAUCUGGCCCCUGAAGGCUUCCAGGCUCCCUGCGGGAAGGAAGAAGACAGAGCCUGCGAUGAAGUACUGUCUGAGGACAACUUCAACCUGGAGACUAUUGAGAAAGAUAUAUAUUCAGAGCUGGAUGAUGAAUUGGACAUUUCGGAUAACUCCAGCAGCUUGAGCUCCAGUCCUCUGAAGGACUCUACAUUCAGCAUCUUAAAGAGAAGUUUUAGUGCUUCGGGAGGAGACAGACAGUCCCAAGCGAGGGAGUUCAUUGGUGGAAUGGGAUCAAGACCAAGACCAGCUUUGCUGCCUCUUGACCUGCUUCUGAAAGUGCCACCCUUCGUGGUCAGGUCCCACGUUAAGGAAGUAGAGGCCGAGGUAGUGACAGGUUGGCAGUCCCAUAGCCUUCCUGCUGUGAUUCUUCGCAAUCUCAAAGCCUCUGCGGGGAUUGCCGUGUCUCAGAGGAAGGUGCGUCAGAUCAGUGACCCUAUUCAGCAGAUAUUAAUUCAGCUGCACAAGGUCAUCUACAUCACACAGCUUCCUCCAGCUUUGCACCACAAUUUGAAAAGAAGGGUUAUAGAGAGAUUCAAGAAAUCCCUCUUCAGCCAGCAGAGUAACCCCUGUAAUUUGAAAUCUGAAAUUAAAAAGUUAUCUCAGGGAUCUCCAGAACCAAUUGAACCGAACUUUUUCACAGCAGAUUACCAUUUAUUACAUCAUUCAUCAGGUGAAAACAGCCUGUCCCCAAAUGACCCCACAGGUCUCCCCACCAGCUUUGAUUUGGAGGAGGGAAUAACAUAUGAACAGAUGCAGACUGUGAUUGAAGAAGUCCUUGAAGAAAGUGGCUAUUACAAUUUUACAUCUAACAGAUAUCACUCCUAUCCAUGGGGGACCAAGAAUCACCCAACCAAAAGAUGAAAAUACAUUUUGAAUGCACUUGGUUUUCAUGGUGAAGUUCAAAUUCUGAUCUCAUUCACUGCUCCAAGAUGUCCAAGGACUGAACGUUGAUAGAAGAGGAUGGAAGAGAAAAGACCAAAAUACAAUGGAGCCUGCAGACCUCUUUUCAGGAGGCCCUCUGCAGGUGUAUAUGACAGCUAUAGUUCUAGAGAUUUCCUUUCCGGCAGUCAUUAUAUACAAGGUGACCGGGCUGUCAAUGUAUUACUGGGAGAAAAUGCUGCAAAAUGCAUCUGUUUGUGUGUAGAUGGGGAGAUCAUACACAAAGAACUUUCCUCCAAGUUAAAAAGAAAAAAAAAGACUUGUUAUAUUUUUCAAAGAAACAUUUUAUACUCAGAAUUGCUAAACAAUGUUGAAAGACAUCUAAACUUUCAUGUAUAUAAAAUAGUUUUAGAUAAAGAGAAUUACAAGACACGAUGAUAUAUUGGAAGAUUCACUAUCACCUCAAUUUUUAUCUUAAAAGAUUUUUUUAAAUGUGGCUUGUUUGUUUGUUUGUUUGUUUUAAAGAAAAGAUUGGUUCUCUUAACCGCUUAGGUGCUAGUGGUCUUGAACCAUGAUACAAUGUAGACAGUAUUUAUAACCUUGCACAGCAUCUGGGAAUAACUUAAUUGUCAGAUUUAACUUAGAUUCAUAGCAUAGACUUAUGUAUAGUAUGUAUAUAUGUAUAUAUGGGGGAGAGAGGUUUUGAUUAGAUUAAUGCUUUGCUGCUAAUCAAACUUUAUAGUAUUUGUAGAGCACUUCAAAGAGUUCACAAAAUCUAUGAGAGAGACAUUUUUCCUUAUUCUAAGUCAUUAUUCCUUACUACUAAAAUUUCCUGCAUUUUAAAUUAAUAUUUAUUGUUUGAGAAUGUGAGAUGAAAAUAAGUUAUAUAAUAAAAUAGAAAUUCCUUCUUUACUCAUUGAGGCAGCCCAAAGAAAGAGAACUCGGAAAGCCACACAGUGUCCCUCUUGCUAAGCAGGAAGCAUUUAUGAAGAGAAUUUACUAGUUUUUGAUUGGCCUACGCUUCUCUUCAACUGGCUUAUUAUAACUCUAGUGUAAUGUAAAGAAAUGUCCUCAUUGCCAAAGCAAACUUCAUUUAUUUGUACCUACUUAAAGAACAACUUAUUCUAUAUAAUUUGUAAUCUGACAGCAGGAAUUAUAAUCACUGUGUUCUGUAUCUUUAGUUACAUCUAAAUAUUUUAGCAUGAUUUAAUGAAUUUUAAUAUAUGUACAGUGGUUAAAUAAUUUAUCCUUUCUGUUUAGUAUGCAAUGUGAAUGUAUACCAUUUUUAAAGUUAGUGUGUUUAAUAUUUCAGUGAUAUUCGAAUCCCCUUUAAUCAUGCACUGAUGCCUUUGGAGGUUGCCAAUGAAUCUUUCUUUGUCUUUAAGCCAAAUUAAACAUUAAAACAUACUAAUCUUAAAUUGUAGAUACAGAUAUAGUAAUGAAAAUAUUCAGCUUGAAUUUCAAGCCAAUUUCAACCAUAUAAGCAAUUAUUACUAAAUUUACUCAGGCAAAAUUUUAUUUCUACACCAACUUAAUUUGAACCUGUACUGGCAUUCUUUGCAUUUUUUCAAGUGUGGAAAUAACAUUUCCUCCUCUUGCAAGAGGCACAGGCUUUAGAGCCACAGAUUCUAAUUGUGAUAGAUUUAUUAAUUUAUUUAGAAUUUAUUCUAAGCCCAUACUUGGAAUAAACUAAGCUAUGGGUUGAAAGUUUGAAUAAUCCAGGGUUUUUUCUUAAAUGGUCAUUUAUAGUAAACAACAUCUAAAAAAGAAUAAUAUUUAGAAGUUUUACCUUGGUGAGAAGUAACCAAUGACUUAUUUGAGGUAUUUAAAAAUGUGUACAUUUGACCUUAUUAACCAAAAAGGGAGCAAAAUAUUAUUAACUCUUUAAAGAUAGGGAAAUGGCAUUUAUUUUGCUAGAAGCCAAUAAGAGUUAACAAAAAUAAGCAAAAGAAUGUCCUUUUCAACAACAGCUUUAGCCCCAUCAACCAUGAUGAUAAAUGUAAUGUUUGGCUAAACUAAUGAAAGUGCUCUGAGUUCUCCCUCAGACUAUCACAGUCACUGACUCCACUUCCUCACACUACAGGAGAAUGUCCCUAAGAAAAAGUUAGGCAGUAGGUAGGGAACAAUUUCCCACAGGGAGACACAACAGUCAAGUCAGCUUUUUUAAAGCUGUUAGGUUUUAACCUUCAGACAAACAGCACAUCCCCUCACAGUAAUAAACAAAAAUGGCUAUUUUGUUUUUAUCCACCUGACAAAACGUCUUCAGAGCAAAGAAGUUGUCACUUAAACUUAAUCGGCCUCAUUAUCUUUUCUUGAUUGUGUUGAAUUUUUUUCUCUUCCUCUCUUAUAAUUUUUAAUGAUUUGUUGUGGGAUGACAUCCCUGUGAAUUCAUUGAAUCCAUUUAAUUCCCAGUGACCAAAUAUUUGUAGGGAAUAGAAUUUGAAUUACUCUUUUCAAAUAACUUGUGAUACACAAAUGCUUCAGCUAAUUAUGAUUUAAUCCACCAUCUCUAUCUGAUUGUCUGUACGUGAAACUGUGAUUUGCUUUUUAAAAGCAAAAUGUUCCAUUCUCAGGAAAGUGACUGCAGCCUGGGGUAUUUACGUUCUGGUUUUUAACUUUGUCUUGUUUUAGAUAUGUAGUUUUUAAGUGCAGAUUUUGGGAACAGUAACAUGGACACUUGGGUCUACUACCUGUGGAUAAAUUUCAGAACCCUAGAGAAAUGUCGCUUAUUUUUAAUGUGGGUGUUUGUGUGUCCGUGGGCAAUGUGCCUGCUGCGUUCUGGCGUUCUAAAGCGGAACAUAAUUUAAAAACACUGUUGUGAAUUUUGCUCAAAUUAUAUAACUGAUGAAGAGUUACGCUCUUCUACAGGAGCCAUCUAUGACUCAUUAAAUGCAAAAGCAAAGACUGGCUGAUUAUGAGCAAUUUCAACAGUAUCAUCAGUUAAUCAAAACAUACUUAAUAUGUGUGAAGGCAAUAAUAUUGGUUAGUCAAUUCUGUCAGUAUUAAUGUGCACACAACCUACAUUCCUCUUUUUGAUUUGCUGAGUUGCAAAAUGCAUCUCUCUCUCUUUCUGUCUCUCUGUCUCUGUCUCUCUGUCUCUCUCUCCCUAUCUCUCUUUUUGCAGUAGUGAGGCACUAUGCACAGUAAAUAUGAUGGAUUCCUUUAGAAAUGACUUUAGCUUCUUUCUAAAGGGAGACAGGAAAAAAGCAAAAAAGUUCUUCUGAAGCAACUUUUAUUGUUUGCCUUUUACCUUUUUUUAAAAAAAAUUGCAAUAUUCAAGCACAAUCUUAACAGGAGAGGCAGUGUAAAGCAAUGUGGACUAAAACAGCUUCUCAGCACCUUAGAGACAGAGCUAUGAAUGUCUCCUAAGCAAGGGCAUCUUCCUGUUUCCUAGAACUGUCCAAAACUAAAAUUCUUCAUGCUCAGUGACUGAAUGUGACAACAACCAUAUCUUAUAUGCACCUAUAUGAUAUGUCUCAUUGUGUUACUUAUUCUUUGGAGAAAGUGACAUAGUUUUGGGUGGAUUAUUUUUCAGUUGAAAUGUGCUGCUAACUUACACUUACCCCUCAGUGCCUUUUUCAUAUUGAUCAGCAGACACAAAUGUCUCAGGGAAACAACUUCUGAUAAAACAAUUCUUUUAUGUAUCAUUAUAGUAAUUGCAGAUUAUAAAUAUGACUGUUGUGAUAAAUUAUAGUCCUCCUAUGAUAUUAUUUCAAGUUUUGCAGUAGGGACAAGAAAGAGCUCAUGAUUUUUAUAAGUGAUUGAUGGAUACUGCUAAUUUAUCAGUUCCUUGGAUCUGUAGACAGUAGGAUUUUUUUUUUGAAAAUGGUUCUCUCUUUUAUUUCUUGGUUUUUAAAAUUUAUUUAGAGAAAAAAAAGCAAAAAAUAAAAGAGUGUCAUUGUUUGAUUGACAGUAGUUAUUUUUAAAGCUGAAGAUGACACAGCUAAAGUCAUAGUGGGAUUCUUCUGAAGGGUGUGCUCAAGUUUUUACUAUAAGUAUGCAGCAUUUGAUUAAUAACAUAAAAUUUUAAUAUAGUUCAUUAUUUUAUCCUAACUGUAGAUGGAAGAACUUUUAAUUGAAAAUAUGACUACUCAUCUAAAAGCAAGAAGUUGUUCUUUUUAUCUCUCUUUGUGUUUUAAAGCUUUCUUUGCAUUGUAACCAGCUACUGAAUUUAGAAUUAAUAAAACUGUUAUAACAAAUAUAUAUACACACACAUAUAUAUAUAUAUAUAUAUGUGUGUAUAUAUAUAUAAAAUCUAAAUUAAAUGUAAAUCUUUUCUCCAGUUAGGAGUUUUAUCUUUAUGGAAAAUUAUGGCUAAUUGCCAUUUGACAGAUAAUCAACAAACCUGUUUAGACUCUUGGAAUUGAUAGGGUGAGCUUACAUAUGAAAAACAUGUAGAGAAUUUUUCCAUCCAAAAAGUAGAGAAAAAUUUGUAACAAAUUUUUCAAACCAAAAUGAAUAAAUACUUUUAAGUUCCUUCGUACUUUUAAAUCAGAUUGUGAAAGUUACUUAUAGGAUGAUCUUUUUAAACUAUAAUUUAGGCAUACAUUUCAGGUCUAGAUUCUGAAAAAGAAUCUUGUUUGUUAAAUAGCUAUUGAAUUUCAGCUGAAACCUGAAUCGACCCCCUUGGUUACUAUGUUUACUUCAUACUUCAGGGAAUUUUGGAGGAAAUGAGGCUGGAUUAGGGGUGAAUAGAUAUAAGUACCCAGAAGGGGAAUCUCAACUUAUUAAAGAUGGAAGAUAGAUCUUCUAUGAAAGUGGGAAAAUUCUUGAAUCAAAUCUGCUUUAAAAGUUGGAGGACAAAUAGAAGGUAGUGAUUAGGCCAACAAGCUGUUCACCUGAGUAGUGUGGCAAGGUGAAGCUUUUAUGAAACUCCAGAAAUGUGAGUGAUGCAUGUUGCUAAAUUUCCUGGAAGCAGCUGACCAGAUCCUUUCCCACUGGGCAGUUUUUCUUUACUGGAUUGUUAACUGGAUACCAUUAUAAGAAGGAGACCACGCGAGACAGCAGCAGAAGGCCCUGAAAGAUGCUCAAAGAAUAUUUUGGCAGAAUCUGUAAGGCAGGGUCCCAUGGAGUAUUCUAAAGGCAUUAUAUUCUUCAAAGAAAUUUUUGUUUUUUUCUGAUUCUGGGUAUUGAACUCAUGGCUUGGCGAAUGCUAAGCACCUGUCGUAUUAACUAAGCUAUACACUCAACCUGAAAGGAGCAGUUUUAUCUGUCAAUAAGUGAUGUUACUCUGCCCCUGGGAUCUAUGUUUUCUUCCUCAUCUUUCAACCAUAUCCCCAGAGUCAUUCUAUCUGAUGAUGGAAUUUUUUAAAGAAAUAUGCAUGGAAAAUAAAUAGCUAAAUGCAGACCUCUUGGAUAUGCCUGCAUUUAGCUUGAUUAGAAAAACAACAAAAACAAAAAUUACUACACGAUAUUUUAGUUGUCUGCAAGGAAACCAACCAAUGAGUAGGCUGUGGACAAAGUCUAUCAGUUUACUCUUCCAAACUGGGAGAUGAAAAUCACAUAAAAGAAAAAUCUUUUGAGUGAAUUUUUUUUACUGACAUUUAGUGGAUCAAAACUGAAUUAUGUUGCUACCUGUAUCACAUUACUCCCACAGGUGAGUUUGUGAGGAUCAAAAAGAAAGGUGCUGUCCUUUGGGAGAAAGCAGUGUCUCCAAUCUGAAGUCACCCAGAGAUUCUAUCUGCUGGACUGCCUAUGUCCAAGGUGAAAGCUAGUACCUACAGAAUCCAAAAGUACUUUGGAUGGAUAAAACAGCAUAUUUUAUUUUUUGUUUCAGCAACUCCCACGCUGGAUUCCCCUUCCUCCAGCCACCCAGCCCCAUUUCUCCCCAGAGAAUAGACUUCCUACAGGAGUAUGUCUGUUGUCUGAAGGACGUUUGUCGUUCUGUGGGGGUAUAUAAUAUGAAAGGUAUAUAUGGGGAUAAUCUACUCUUUUGCAUGUGUGUUUUGUUCUCAAACCUCCAAAAAUAUUCCUUCAUAAGCACAGCCAGAUUGGACAAUGACCAUGGCCUGAAAAAGAAGAAAAAAGAAAUGCUUCUGUAAUGAACUUACAUAAGACAUGUACACAACCAUUACUUUUGCUAUUGUUUAAAGAUUCUGUGUAAAAUGUUAAAGAAAAUUUAAAAAUGUAUUUUAAAGUUACAGGAAAAAUGAUUUAUCUUCUAUCAAUGAUCUUUUCUCUCCUCUCACUA
Molecule: messenger RNA, 9992 nt
Organism: Cavia porcellus (domestic guinea pig)
Lineage: Eukaryota; Metazoa; Chordata; Mammalia; Rodentia; Caviidae
Gene: Nek10
Product: NIMA related kinase 10
Exons: 37
Coding region: 299-3784 (1161 amino acids)
Biological process (GO): positive regulation of MAP kinase activity; protein phosphorylation; regulation of cell cycle G2/M phase transition
Molecular function (GO): protein serine/threonine kinase activity; ATP binding
Source: RefSeq, a predicted model, not a curated record